CUUGUUCGGUGUUGAUUUUUGGACGUUUGGAAAAUGUUGCAAAAUCCGAAUUCAAACAAUGACAAGGCCAUGUCCUUGCUAAGCACCUGCAUGCUCCAGGGCUGGGUAAUGACUGAUGAGUCCUGUUCAGUGCAGGAUUGCGUUGUCCCUAUUAUGCGAUCCAAAGAUAAAACCAUUCGAUUUUGCGUUAUUCACGAUAAAGUGCCGACUUGCAGCCCAAGACAGACAGCAGCGGCACCGGCCGCUACAGAGACGGCGUUCAAAUCAUCCCCGAAGUUGACUCAACAGCAAGAUGAAAGCAAUUCUAUUGAAGUUACGGUCGAAUCCGAUCUUGAUCAAAAGAAACUGCAAUCAUUUAGAGAACAAAGAGAGCAAUCAUCAAAAGCUUCUCAGCUGAUCGGCCAGAAACUAUUGCAACAAUGGACUUUAUUGAACGAAAUAUGCCCUAGCCCGAGCUGCUACGCCGUGCCGCUGAUGCGUAAUCCAACCACGAAGCAUAUGUACUGCGUUAUUUGCGAAAAUAGCUAUGCAACAAUCUCGGAGGCGGAGAGGACCGAUGUCCAACCAACAGUGACCGAGAAAACCGUCGCUCAUCCACCGCCACCGCCUGCACAGGAGACCCAAACAUUCAAGCGAAUGAAAAACAAGACUACAUCAGCGGACAAUGAUGCUUCUUUAGGAUCGAUGUAUCCCUCAAAUUCUGCCAAGCCAUCUUCUUCGGUUCAACAGUUUACUGUAGACGCCACUGUCCAAGCACUUACCGAGAAGCUUCAUCAACUGACCGAGAAAAUGUGUGCCUAUGACCAUCCUUCCGAACUCAAAGGUUAUUUCGAAGCAAUUCAAUCCUGCGCAGCAGCCAUCCAAGCUUGUAUUGAAGCCAGCGAAGCGUACAAGUCCGUAACCAGGUCAUAGCGAAAGACAGUUAUAUCUUUUGACACAUCGCCAGGAUAUGAUUUUCGAUCGAGCUUUCAUGAUAUCCUUUUCAUCAAUCCAUGUACCAUGCUUUUCAGCAAGGGUGUUAUUUGCUUGUCCAGUUUCUGUUUAUUUUGCUGCCCUUUUGUGUAUACAAGCCCAACAAUUUGUAUAUUUCGCAUUUUUUUAUAGACUCUUCUAUUAGCGAAUUUUGAAAUUAGUGAUGUUGAAAAAGUUGGAUAGGGGACACAUAAAAGUUCAAUGGGGGGAUUUUGAGAAUACUAUUGAC
Messenger RNA from Radiomyces spectabilis, 1201 nucleotides. RefSeq lists its product as uncharacterized. The coding region runs from base 34 to 912 and encodes 292 amino acids. NCBI's taxonomy places the organism in Eukaryota, Fungi, Mucoromycota, Mucoromycetes, Mucorales, Radiomycetaceae. The transcript has 5 exons. The record is from RefSeq and is a predicted model, not a curated record.